AUGUUAGAUAAAAAAGCAGAUAAAGAACAUACACAUAACUCCUUCUCAACUGUUGCUAUAGAAAGUAUUGAAGGAACGGUUGGCGGAACUGGUGGGGAUGCAUUAUAUUAUAAACCUCCUAACUUUCCACAAGGUUUAACAUCGAAUGAAAACAUAACAACGAAGAAAGAAAUUAGCUGUAAAAAUGUUUAUGUCAUGGAUGAUGAAAAUAAUGUUAAAUUCACUGCUCAAGAUUUAUAUGAUAAGAAAGCAGACAAAACAGAGCUUCAAACAUUAAAGACUGAAAUACUUCAAACAUUAUAUCCUGUUGGUUCUAUUUAUACGUCAAUGAACUCAACAAAUCCAGAAACAGUUUUAGGUUUUGGUACGUGGAAGCAGAUUGUAGAUAAAUUCUUAUACUGUGCUAGAUAUUCAAAGCAAACAGGAGGUUCGAAGAAAAUUAAAGAAGCAAACCUUCCACCGCACACUCAUACAGGAACUACAAACUUUUCUGGCGACCAUAGCCACUCAUUAAGAGACCACCCAUUAUACAACUCAGAGUAUGAAGCUGGCAAUGACGUUUUAUCUCCAUCUUAUAACAAUGCAGCAAAAAAGAUUUUUCGACCAACUGAACCAGGAGGAAAUCAUUCACACACUUUCACAACAAAUCCAACAGGCUCGGGUGCAGAUUACAUGCCACCAUUUGUGACUGUAUUUGCAUGGUACCGCGUUCAAUGA
Molecule: messenger RNA, 717 nt
Organism: Trichomonas vaginalis G3
Lineage: Eukaryota; Parabasalia; Trichomonadida; Trichomonadidae
Product: phage tail repeat-like family
Exons: 1
Coding region: 1-717 (238 amino acids)
Source: RefSeq, a predicted model, not a curated record